GGCUGAUAAUGCGAGUUUUUAAUUCACUGACUUUUGAUGAGGAUGGUGGGUGACGGCUCUUAAAUAAGAGCCUCCUCGUGCUCGACCGAAUCACGUGUCCAUAUACGCCAGCUGCACCUUCGCGAGUUACCGGCAAGUGGAGUGUGUGUUGCUGUUGUAAACCGGUAACGGGGCGUCCCGCGGAGGGCUUGCCAUCGCAACAGGAGUGUAUAAAAGCUAUGAAGAUGACACGCCGUUGAACACGCCGGAAAGAUGCGGGGCUUGAGUUUGCUCCUGUUCAUAACUGUGGCUAAUGAAGCAACGACUGACCUUUCUGUGACCGGAGCAUCGGUCCCGCCAGAGCUGGAGGUAAGCGCGGCACCUGCCGGCACAUCCCCCGUCGCCUCGCGCUAUGUUCCAGAAGAGUACGGGCAUCCCGGGAUUGCGCAGGCCCGGUCUGCGGAGGAGCCGGCGGCGCCGAGCACGGAGGACGGAGAGUCGUCUCACCAGCACGGAGGAGGAGGUUACAGGAUAGUGCAGUGGGAAUGGAGCUACGUGCAGACACCUUACAUUAUAGCCAGCUGGCUUUUGGUGGCCAGUGUAGCGAAAAUACUAUUCCACUUCUCUCAGCGUUUUACCACUGCGGUCCCAGAGAGCUGUAUGCUGAUUCUGCUGGGUCUGGUUCUGGGUGCAGUGGUCCUUAUCGCCAGCAAGAAGCAGCCGUACCAACUGGACCCAGGACUUUUUUUCCUCUUUCUCCUGCCGACUAUAGUCGGGGAUGCUGGGUAUUUUAUGCCAGCACGGCUCUUUUUUGACAACCUGGGUGCCAUUUUGAUGUAUGCUGUGGUAGGCACAUUGUGGAACGCCUUCUGCACUGGAUUCUGUCUCUAUGGAGUCAAGAUGGCAGGGGUCAUAGAUGAAAAAGUAAACGCAGGUUUGAUGGAUUUCUUGUUGUUUGGAGCUCUGAUCUCGGCUGUGGAUCCUGUAGCAGUGAUCGCUGUGUUUGAAGAAGUCCAUGUGAAUGAGACACUCUUCAUCAUUGUCUUUGGCGAGUCACUGCUCAAUGAUGCUGUCACUGUGGUCUUAUACAAAGUGUACAUAUCCUUUGUGGAAGUGGGACCAGGAAAUGUUUACACUGCAGACUAUUUUAAAGGAAUUGCAUCCUUCCUCAUUGUCAGUAUUGGAGGGACUUUGGUUGGGCUCAUCUUUGCCAUUAUUCUGGCCUUUGUCACUCGUUUUACGAAGAAUGUGCGCAUCAUAGAGCCACUGUUCAUCUUCCUGUUAGUUUACCUGGCCUACCUGACGGCAGAACUCUUCUCUCUGUCAGCUAUUCUAUCGAUGACUUUCUGCGGCAUUGGCUGCAACAAGUAUGUGGAGGCCAAUAUAUCCCAGAAGUCCCGGACCACCGUGAAGUACACCAUGAAAACCCUGGCCAGCAUUGCAGAGACGAUCAUCUUCAUCUUUUUGGGUAUCUCAGCUGUGGACAAGUCCAAGUGGGCCUGGGACACUGGCCUUGUCGUUAGCACACUCAUAUUUAUCUUAGUCUUCAGGGCUGUGGGUGUUGCAGGGCAGACUUGGUUCCUGAACUGGUUCAGACUGGUUCCCCUGGAAAAGAUUGAUCAAGUGGUGAUGUCAUACGGCGGUCUCCGAGGUGCAGUGGCCUUUGCUCUGGUGGUACUUUUAGAUAAAGAACACGUGAAGGCUAAAGACUACUUUGUGGCAACAACCAUAGUUGUGGUUUUCUUCACAGUCAUGUUUCAGGGUUUAACCAUCAAGCCUUUAGUGAAAUGGUUGAAAGUGCCUCGCAGCACAAACAGAAAACCCACCAUUAACGAAGAGAUCCACGAGCGUGCCUUUGACCACAUUCUGACAGCUGUGGAAGACAUUGCCGGUUUGAAUGGAUACCAUCACUGGAGGGACAAGUGGGAGCAAUUUGACAAGAACUAUUUGAGCAAGCUGCUGUUGAGAAAGUCUGUGUACCAUAAGAGUGAACUGUGGGAGGCCUAUCAGAAAAUCAACAUCAGAGAUGCCAUCAGUGUCAUUGAUCAGGGUGGGAAUGUGUUGACCUCUGCUAGACUCUCUCUGCCUUCCAUGGCCAGCAGAACCUCUUUUCCAGAGGUCACCAAUGUUACCAACUACCUGAGAGAAAAUGGCAGUGGGGUGUGUCUAGACCUCCAGGUGAUUGACACAGUGCCAGGAGCCAAAAUAGAGGAAGAUCUCGAGACACAUCAUGUUCUUGUUGAAAACCUCUACAAACCCAGGAGACAGUACCAGUCUCACUACAGUCGGCACUUCAUGACAGUGGGUGAAAAAGAGAGACAGGACAGGGAGGUGUUCCAGAGGAAUAUGCACAACCGUCUGGAGUCCUUUAAAUCCACUCGCUACAAGCGCCACAAGAAGGACCGCAGUCAGAAAAAGCGGAAAGGGUCAGAUGCUAAAGAGCAAGACACCAGUGACAAACCACGCCGAAAUGUCAGCUGGCAGGACAAAGACCCAGUUGUGGUUCCAAUGGCGCCUGAGGAGGAUAAACAUGAUCCUCCUGAACCAGAUAAAGAUGAUGAUGUAGGCAUCACUUUUGUGGCUCGCAAAGCCCCAGAAACACCAAAGGAGAGACCAAAAUCAGUACCAGCUGCACUGGAUGGUUGUCAGAGCCCGGUCGCAGCCCCUCCAUCGCCAACAUGUGGAGAGAAAAACCUGCCGUGGAAAAGUGGCAUGGGUUCCCUCCCUCCCUGUGUGUCUGUGGAGGCAACUAAAAUUAUCCCUAUAGACCUGCAGCAGGCUUGGGACCAGAGCAUCUCCUCUCUUGAGAGCCUGGCUUCUCCUCCGGAGCCUCAGCACCCACGUGUUAGCGCCGUCUCGAGCCUGGGAGGACCCGUGUGGACCCCUGCAAAGGGAAAAAGUGGUGCAGGAUCAGGAAGUAAUACAGGUUCCCCAAGUUCAUUGCAGUUCAAGUUCCCUACAGGGAAGGAGGAUGAGGAGGAAGGCACCCUCUCUCAGCGGCAGCAGGAAAUGCAGGCCCUAAUGUCUUCUUUGAGGCAACCGCCGCCACCUGCCACUCAAUCCGCAGGAAAGAGAAGGAAUCCUUGUGUUUAUCUUAGAAGUCUGGUGACAGUGCCACCUUCUGGUGCGGAGCCCCAAAGCAGGAAGCCGACCCAAUUGUAAAAAUUCUCUCUUUCCUGUUUUAUCUUUUUAUAACCCUAGAUCUUACUGCAGAUCUUACUGCAGACAUUUACCUCCUCAGGCCAGUUUGACAGGCCACGGACUUUGUGUUUUUUUUUUUUAAAGUCAGUAAAUUUAUUUCUAAGAGACUAUUAAUUUGUUCUUCUUUUUUAACGCUAAUAGGUUACAUGGGUUGGUAGAGUUAGCCGAGGGUCCAUUUCCUUUGUGUACAGGGCAGAUCAUUUCACACUUCCUUUUUUGUUAGCUUGAAGUGUUCUGCCCUGUAUUAUGUGCCUCCGCAUAUGCGAUUGUCAGAAAUGUACUGUACAACUAUUGAACAUAUAUAAGGCUUAACCACAUUCCAAAGGCCUACUGGGUGUGACUGUCAAACUGUUUUCAUUGAACUGUCCUCCCUCACUCAUUCAUUCACAUCAAAGAAAAGAAAAUCACUUCAUGGUUACUCUUAACUUCACAGCGUAAAUCUCCAGUCAGCCUGUCCAUCUUAAAACAAGAAUGAGUUAUACUGAGGUCUUCCCUUUCCAGACUGGGAGGACAAAGUAACACAUUUUCUUACAGCAAAUCACAGAAAGCACAUGAGCUUAGGGCCACAUGUCUUCAGUCUCUAAAAUAUGCAUAACAAAUCCACACCCACAACUUUGGGUGACAAAUAAUCCAUUAUGGUUGUCAUCAGGAGCAUUUAUGCAGCUUCUAUGCAGCACAUUACCUGUUCUCUGUAAUUGAGUUUUGCAAAAAAGCAAGGUAUGUUAAUUUAUUUUGUAUUUAUGUAUCAUCUUCAUGCCUUUAAUGCUUCUGCUUUCUGAAUAACAGGGUUUUGUGAACCUGCAUUUUAAUGUUCAAGAUAUGCAUAGCUGUUUUAAUAACAAAAGUGGAUAAUGUUAAUAUUUAUUAUUCGGUUUUUGCCCAUCAUUACUUAAUUCUUUUAUGAUACUAUAUUUAUAAUCAUGAAUAAUAAAUUAUGGAUCAUCAGAAUUAUGUGCUUAAUCAGUAGUAGGGGCCUGGAAACUGUCGCUGUGUAAAUCUUGUGCCUAAUAACACUGUAGGUCCGAUGUGAUGCAAAAUGUCUACAGAAAUAAUUUACAGAGAAUGCACAGACUCAUCUAUAUAAUCUAAUGCACUUAUUUUAAUGUGGUUUAGCUUGAGCAACUGUAUGCAGGCACAAUGACUUGAGAUGGAUGUAAAUUUUGUUUCUAAAAUUGCUUUUAAUUUGUCUGACAAUGACAAAGACAUACCAACAUAUUUAUGUUUACUCUAAGUCAGUUGCUCUAUACCACGUCUUCAUCCUUUAAGGUUCUUAUUGUAGCAUACAAUGGAACAGAAUUUAGGUUUUGCACUUUAUACUGAAAGCCAUUUUAGCCCAGUUGUACCUAUAAUGUUGUUGAAUCUGCUGUCCCAAUGUUUUGUAUUGCUGUGUAAUUCUGUGUAUGUACUGACGAUUGGUGUGCCUUGAGAGGGACGUGCUAGAUGUUGAGAAAGAGGCCUUGUUGAUCUCUUGUGCCUGUAAACAGUAUGGAGUGGUUCAGUGCUAUGUUGUCUUACUUGAGCUUCUCGUGUUAGCAGAAUUAUUGCCCCAGUCAUUUGACCCCAUAGAAACUGAAUUGGAAUUAAAUAAUCUACCCAUUUAAUUCAAAUGGAAUUUUAAGCUCUUUUAUCCCAUAUGUGUUUAUUUUUGUUAGCAUCUAUAUUAGGUAUCUGUGUGCCAAAUAUUGACUUUGAAUAGCUUCCUGGAAUAAAGUUACCAUAAGAGAGGACAGCGCUUUUGAAUUA
This is a messenger RNA of Cyprinus carpio (common carp), 4923 nucleotides long. RefSeq names its product sodium/hydrogen exchanger 5-like. Gene Ontology annotation, cellular component: membrane. Gene Ontology annotation, biological process: proton transmembrane transport; regulation of pH; sodium ion transport. Lineage: Eukaryota; Metazoa; Chordata; Actinopteri; Cypriniformes; Cyprinidae. Gene Ontology annotation, molecular function: sodium:proton antiporter activity. The record is from RefSeq and is a predicted model, not a curated record.